Molecule: messenger RNA, 534 nt
Organism: Cylicostephanus goldi
Lineage: Eukaryota; Metazoa; Nematoda; Chromadorea; Rhabditida; Strongylidae
Source: the annotation of a GenBank genome assembly
AUGCGACGGCUUAGUGAGAAGAGGCCAAGACGACAAGUUGAAAGAGAGCUUGUAUCACUUGGCGCUACAAUCAGACCUCGCGACAAGCCAAGGGCCACAAGGAGAAAAUCAAAAAAAGCAAAAGAUGUCAUCAGCGACAAUGACGAAGAAAAUGAAGCUGGAAGUCAUCAUAGCGAGAACAGUGAUGCUGAGCUUGAACUCGAUGAACCCUCCGUGAGAGUGACGGACGAUGUGGACAAGGAGAACACAAAUCCAUCUGUGAUGUUUGGAGAAUCUCCCAAAGCUGCGGAUGAAGAACGAAUGAUAACAACGCCUAUCACAGAUGAGAAACUGAACGAAGAACCUGCAAUAGACGUGAUGGUAAAGAGUUCUCACAAAAGGAAGCGAGUAGUAGCCAGUUCAGAUGAAGAAGACGACACUCCUUUAGAGGAGAGUAAAGAGAAAACACCAGAGCCAGAAGAAUCGUCUAAGUCACCACUAUCGCUAAAGAAGAAGAAACAUCGUGUCAUCGUUAGUGACUCGGAUGAUGAAUGA